GUAUCUUCAAGGGAAUGUGUGACAUACCGUCUUAGCACUUGCAGUUGAAAUUUGUCGUCUACAUCUUUCAAGCACCGCCGACGAUUGUACACCGGCUCUCCUGCUCUCAUUAUACUAACAGUCGUAUAGCUGAGAUCUUUUAUCCGUCCUGACGAUGACAACCGCAGACAUCUUCGAGCAGAUGCUAUGCAUACAAUUCAAGGACGAAUUCGAGAAACGCAGAAGCCUUGCGCAGUUAGCUCGUACGUGUAGGAGAUUCUCGCGAUACGCACUGCCAGCGCUGUGGAAACAUCUCCCAUCUCUGAGGCCGCUGCUAUCCCUCCUCGCGCCGCUGCGACCCACACGAAUUGAUGCCAAUGGGGACGAAACGCCGCGGUGGCAGCACUCCCUGGGCCAUGCUCCUUCUGAGCGCGACUUAGGCUACACUUGGGCGUUUGACGGACCGAUUGCACCGGAAGGCGAUUUACCGUUACGCUUCACCCAGUACGCCAGCUUUGUGCGCGUACUCAACAUCCACCGAUUCCCGCAAUUCAACCCCUCCGUGUUCACUCAUCUCGAGGAUGCGGGUUUACAUGGCCCGCUCCUUCCUGCCCUCACGAAUCUGGAUUGCGAACGCACUCCGCUCUCGGCAAUCGCUGCGAAGUGGGUCGUAGGGCCAUCGUUGCUCUCGUUCUCCAUCACGCCUCACAUCGAUCCGUUGAUGUACAUGCCGUUUCCACCCUCAGGAUAUCGACCACGAGAGAGUAUCACCGAUGGACCAAUGCUGGGGUUGGAUACGUUGGUCACCCGCCUCCAAUCGUCGUCACCGAAUAUCGAGACUCUGAGAGUGUUCGACAAUGUAUCCCACUGGGCUUUGCAUUCCAUCCUCGCUUUCACGAACCUCCGUAUCGUGGACAUCUCAGUCUGGCAUGACUGCGAUACCGAUGUCCUGCGGUCCCUCGCCACAUUACCGCAUCUACACACGCUUCGGCUCUCUGUGCGCGCCUUUGUCGGCGAGUCUACGCCUCUCCCAGGUGGCUUCGCGCAUCUGGAGUGUCUGGCCAUUUCUGGCAACCAAGAGGCCAUCGCUCGGGCGGCGGAGAUGAUCGUCCCUCCUGGAUUGUGCGCUCUGUGGAUUUCGGGAGUGUUUGAUUACAGAGAGGUCAUGCGCAGAACCCUCUAUCCUCUCUGCAAUCGCUACUCCAGCACACUCACGGAAGUCCACCUGGAGUGCACCAACUUAUACGGAUUCGACCUCAUGGAGAUAUUGGAUCCGCUUCUCCCGGUGUCCAACCUCCGCGUGUGCAUGCUGUCCACAGAAAUGGGGAUGGUUUCCUUCACGGACGCGGACUUGAUGGUACUGGCAGCGCGAUGGCCAGCGCUAUCCGUUUUCAGCAUCAUGUGCGGAAAGGGCCGAGCGCUGCCUACACUGCAAGGCAUCGCGGACUUUGCGGACGCUUGUCCUAAUCUUACGCAAAUCAGCCUGGAGCAGAUUGCGUGGCCGCUUAUCCCUGAAGCCGAAGAAGGAGAGCACGUCCAUCGCAAGAAUAAGCUGAAGCUCUUGACGCUCCGUCGAGGAGCCAAUGUCGGGAACAUUGUUAGGACGGACCCUCGCGCGGCGGCACUUGUCGUCGAUCGCCUGUUUCCUGCAUUGGAUGUCCAGUCGUCGAAGGCGAUGAUCGAACCCACUCGCCCAGUCACUUGGGCGAUGUUUUGGGAGAAGGUCUUGAACGUGACUGAAGAGGUGCAGAAGACUCGCCGGGUUAUUGAUAAUGCAUGA
Molecule: messenger RNA, 1759 nt
Organism: Fomitopsis serialis
Lineage: Eukaryota; Fungi; Basidiomycota; Agaricomycetes; Polyporales; Fomitopsidaceae
Exons: 5
Coding region: 155-1759 (534 amino acids)
Source: RefSeq, a predicted model, not a curated record